AUGGAUUAAUAAAAGGACCUUCUAACAAUGCCGCUUGUUUUUAAUGUCAUCAAUCCAAAAACUAAAGAUCCAAACAUCUUUUCAUUAACUAUUGAUGGAAAAUUAACACUCUUACAUAAAUUGAUAAAUUCUGUUGAUAAUGUUAAGUAGGUAGUUAAUUCAAAAGAUUAAGAAGGUAAAACAGCUUUAUUUUACGCUUGGUAAUUGAUAUGUUGAUUGAUAGUUAUUUUAACUUUUAAAAUAUAGUUAUGUUUCUAUUGAUGAAAGGAGCAGAUCCAUUUAUUAUUUCAACUUCGGGAUAUAAUGUAUUUUAUAUCUGUGCGUAUAGAGGACAUAUUGAAUGUCUUCAAAUUAUGUAUUAAAUGUUAAGACAUAAUCUGAAUAUGAGUUCGAUGGAAGAAUUGAAAUUAAUUAUGAAAAAAUAUAGAUUCAAAAAAACAGAUUCUCAUCAUGGUGAAUUGGCAUGUUCAGAUAAACACUUAAGGUAAGUUCAAUAGAGAUUUUAAGCCUUUUAAACAGAAGUUCAUGAUCAAUAUUAAAAAUAUUUAGAUACAAAUUUAUUGUAUUUGAAUAAGGCAAUCUUUACUAAUGAUUAAUACUAAAGAAAUCCAAUUCAUUAUGCAAGUUUAUCAAAAUAUACAAAAUGUAUAUAAUGUACAAAGUAUUUAACUUUAUAUGGAUUAAAAUUAUAAGGUUGGGAAUUUUUUUAUGAUAUGUUUAUGGAAGUAUAGUUAUUAGAAUCAUCUUCAGAUAAAAAAAUAGAUCCUAGAUAAUAUAUGCAUUAUAAUGAAUUAGCAUCAAAUUUUAUAGAAAAGUAUUUUCUUGAAUAGCAAUAGUAUAAUUUUAUGAAAAAAAUAAAGGGAAUAUAAAAAGAAUUAGCAAAUCAAUAAGAUAGUGAUGGUUAUGUAUGAAAAAAUUAUAAUUUAUAAAAGACUCCUAUGCACAUUGCUUCAUUUGCAGGAGAUUUUGCGGCAAUUUAAUUUUUGUUAUCAAUAGGGGGAGAUCCAAAAAUUAAAUGCCGAAAAAAGCUAUUGGAUGUAUUAGAAUAUGCUUCGAAUGAUUCUGUUAGGAAAUAUUUGAUGGAUCUAAAGAAUGCUGCAAAAUAAGGAGAUGAGAAAAGUUUUACAUUAUUAGUAAAUUGUGGAUAGAAAGUAAAUGGAAAAGCAACGAUAUAUGGAAUAGCACCAGUACAUAAUGCAAUUGAACAUACACAUAAAGCUUAAAAUAAGGCUAUGUUAGAUAAGGUAUUAGAAAUGGAAGCAGAUGUAAAUGUAAUAGAUACAAAUGGAUGGACACCUAUACAUCAUGCAGCAUAUUAUGGAGAAUUAGAUGCAAUCAAUACAUUAUAUGAAAGAGGUGCUAGUUAGUCCAUAUUUUCUAAUAAAGGAUAUUAUCCAUUACAUGCAGCAGCAAUUAAUAAUUAACCAAAAGCUAUAAAAUUAUUAAUAGAUUUGGGUUAAAAAUAAAAGGAUAAAAGUGUAAAUAAGAAAGAUAUAAUUUAAUUUGAGAGAGGAGCACAUCCCGAUUGUUAAGAUGAUUAAUUGUGCACUCCAAUGCAUUUAGCAGCCAAGAAAGGAUUUGCAGAUGUGGUAAGAGUUUUAUUUGAAAAUGGGGCCAAUAUUUAUGCAUUAGAUAAUCGAGAUUGGACUCCUCUACAUUAUGCAUCAUUUAAUAUGCAUAAAAAUGUUGUUCAUAUGUUAAGUAGAUAUGAUGCAGAUGAAGAUAAAUAUAGUAAUAUGCGUACAACCAAAGGUUAAACAGCAGAUCAAAUUAUGACAAACUCUGAAGUGAAAUUUGCAUUUAAAAGUAAAUCUUAAAUCAUAAUAAGAUAGCAUUAUGGGGAGCUGCAAGAGAUGGAGAUUUAGAUAUUGUAAGAAAGCUUGUUACUCUUAAACAUGAUAUUAAUGAAUAGAGUUAUGGAAAUUAAUUUACACCUCUCAUUUUGGCCACCAGAGGUAAUCAUUUUCUUGUUGUCAAAUAUCUUCUAUCGUAAAAAGCUGAUACAAGCUUAAAAGACAAAUGUAAAUGAAAAUUAUAUAUAUAGAUGGUAAUACUGCUUUAGAUUAUGCAGUCAAGUAGUAGAAUCAAAAAUUGAGAGAAUUAUUACAUGGUUAAUGA
Messenger RNA from Paramecium sonneborni, 2118 nucleotides. Lineage: Eukaryota; Ciliophora; Oligohymenophorea; Peniculida; Parameciidae. The record is from the annotation of a GenBank genome assembly.